AUAUUCAGCACGACUUUAGGAGGGUAAAAUGAAGGUGUUUCUGGUCGUGUUGGCCCUCUUUCUGCCCCUCAUGAGUGCCCAGGUGCCUCACUGGGGUCCGUGCCCAGAACCUGCAACUCAACCCGCCUUCAAUCUUCAAAAAUUUAUGGGCCGGUGGUUUGAGAUCGCUAAACUUCCAGCACAGUUUGAGCGAGGGAGAUGCAUUGAGACCAACUUCACUCUCAAGCUGGACGGAACAGCUCAUGUAGUGAGCUCUGAAAUUCUAAAAGGAGAGCUAAAAACAAUUGACGGGACGGCUGUGGUGGAAGAUAAAAGAAACCCGGCAAAGCUUGGAAUUAGUUUCUCCUAUGUUUUGCCCUACACGCCAUACUGGAUUUUGUCCACUGAUUAUGAGAAUUCGGCUCUGGUCUAUUCCUGCACUGAUGUCUUGAGACUCUUCCAUGUAGACUUUGCUUGGAUUUUGGGACGCACCCGAUCCCUGCCUGCUGCCACCAUUGAACAUGGAAAAGAGGUUUUUACCAGUAACAACAUUGAUGUCAGUCGGAUGAUCUUGAGCAGGCAGCAGGGAUGCGACCAAAAACUUUGAAUGACUAAACUGAAAUGUGUUUUAAAUGUUUUGUGGACUGUUAAAGUACUAUACUAUUAUUUUAAAUAUUAGGUAUACAAUGAAAAUGGUUUUAUAUAAAUCCUAGGCACCAUUUUUAGAGCAUAUUGUUAUUAAAAUAUUUAUCAAAUAGUAAUGGAUGUUGGCAAAUUAGAAAUGUUCUCUAUCUGUUUUGGGAAUUUUUGUACCUAUAAUUGAAAGCACAAGUUUCCAAUUGAUCAAAAUAAAAUAGAGCACUAACCAAAACC
This is a messenger RNA of Danio rerio (zebrafish), 852 nucleotides long. RefSeq names its product apolipoprotein Da, duplicate 1 (gene apoda.1). Gene Ontology annotation, cellular component: extracellular region. Lineage: Eukaryota; Metazoa; Chordata; Actinopteri; Cypriniformes; Danionidae. The record is from RefSeq and is marked validated. Gene Ontology annotation, biological process: brain development; lipid transport; response to stress. Gene Ontology annotation, molecular function: lipid binding.